Messenger RNA from Marmota monax (woodchuck), 5060 nucleotides. RefSeq names its product BTB domain containing 19 (gene Btbd19). Gene Ontology annotation, molecular function: protein binding. The coding region runs from base 1321 to 2346 and encodes 341 amino acids. The record is from RefSeq and is a predicted model, not a curated record. Lineage: Eukaryota; Metazoa; Chordata; Mammalia; Rodentia; Sciuridae. The transcript has 7 exons.
GGGCAAGCACUCCUUCCUCCCAGAGUCCCUCCCUUCCUCCAACUUGGCUCUGGAAUAACCUAAGAGUGUUACUACUAUGAGCACCUGCUGAGGAUGGGGUACCCCUGAGUUAUUGGGGAGAAAGGCCUAUAAGGUCUUGAGCUCAGGGACAUACUACCACCACCAGACAACCGAUAGUUAGGGGCUCUGCUUAGAAAGCCCCAGGACUCUUGAGCCAUUCUCCAUUUCUUCCUUUGUGAAAUGGCCAGAUGACUGGCCAUUUAUGAACCAAUCACAGGGCCUAGGGUAUGUGUGGGAGGACAUUGGGGCUGCAGGGGUGGCUGCUCAGGAAUCCAGGAUCCAGGCAGACAGGAAGGAGCACGUCAUUGCUCUAUCGUCUCCCCAUCAGUCUCAACCAGGACAAACAUUUCCGCUCCAGGCGCUGAGCUGGGGUGGGGCUUGGAUGACUUCCUCAGUUCUGGGCUUUGUGUGGGGGUGGGGAGGCCCAUUGGCUCAGAUGGAAGGACCAAGUCCUGAAAGCUAUGACUCAGUGGUAAACCUGAGUCCAGUCUCUUGACCCUUACUGACCCAAGUGCCCUGGGGCUUGUCCCCAGUUGGCCACACCUCUGUGUGCCCCAGUACCUAGAUUACCCAGCUGCAUUUCAAGGAUGCCAGAGGCGGCCAUGCUUCUGUCAGAGCAGACAAUUCACUUUACCCUGGAAGGGAUGGGACUACCCCCUCUCCAGCAAACUAUGUCUGGGCCCAGAAAAUCAUCCAUGGAAUGAGGAUUUUCCCUGUGGAGGUGAGGUUUCCCAGGCCUGCCUAACCUGAGUUUAACCUAUGACUGGGGGAGAGCAGGAGCUUGAAUUCUGAAAUUGUGGCAGGUCAGGACCAGAGUUAAGGCUCUCAAGACUGUGUUUAGGGCCCUUCCACAGGCUAAAGUUUUCCACCAGGCCUGUGGGGAGAUGGGCGGAGCCUCCUUUUAGGCUGGGCUCCAGUUUCCAUGGAAACCCACAGGCUUCCCACCCCAACGCCGCCUGGGCAAGCUCCCAGCCCAGGCCUCAUCCCACACCAGCUUCUCCCCUGGACUACUGGCGCUCCGGCCUCAGCCUCUCCAGGUCCCCUACCUCUACCCCCACCAUAUCUAUCCCUAUUCCUGAGCCUCUCUUCAUCCCUAAACUUUAGUUUCUCAGUAAACAGGCUUCCUGAGCUCCUGCCUCUCUCAGGCCUUUCUAAUCUCCUCACCAGCUCUAAGGCCUGGCAGGCCUCCCACAGACCAACAAACAGCAGCAGACCUCCUAAACCACUCCACUUUCUUUUUCUCCCUGCCCCACUCCAUGCAUGGAGAAUCCAGGACUAGUUGUGCAUGGGCAGACUUCUUCCUUUUCCACAGCACUUCGAAGUCUUGUCAACAACCCCCAAUACAGUGAUGUUUGCUUUGUGGUCGGUCAAGAACAGCAGGAGGUAUUUGCCCACCGGUGCCUGUUGGCCUGUAGAUGCAACUUCUUCCAGCGACUGCUGGGCACAGAGCUGGGCCCCGGGGUGCCUAGUCCUGUGGUGCUAAGCACUGUGCCAGCUGAGGCCUUCUUGGCAGUGCUGGAGUUCCUGUAUACCAACAGUGUCAAGCUGCACCGCCACUCUGUGCUGGAGGUGUUGACGGCAGCUGUGGAGUAUGGGCUAGAAGAACUGCGAGAGCUGUGUCUGGAGUUUGUGGUGAAGGUGCUGGACGUGGAAUUGGUUUGUGAGGCUCUGCAGGUGGCCGUAACCUUUGGCCUGGGGCCGCUGCAGGAGCGGUGCAUAGCUUUCAUAGAGGCCCACAGUCAGGAGGCGCUCCGGACUCGUGGCUUCCUGGAGCUGUCGGCCGCUGCGCUGCUUCCCCUGCUGCGCAGCGACAAGCUCUGCGUGGACGAGGUCGAGCUGGUCCGGGCAGCCCGGAGCUGGGCGCGCGUGGGCGCGGCGGUGCUGGAGCGGCCUGUGGCCGAGGUGGCGGCCCCGGUAGUGCGAGAGCUGAGGUUGGCCUUGCUGGCCCCGGCGGAGCUGAGCGCCCUGGAAGAGCAGAACCGGCGGGAGCCGUUCAUCCCGGUGAGGACGCGGGGAGCCAGGCUCAGAUCAACUCCGCAACGUGGGGACCCGAAGCUAGGGGUGCGGCUCUGCCCAGUGUCUCCCUGGCGAAGAGGCACUGCAUGGCUGCGCGGUGACCCGCCUUCCCCUGUAGGUGGAGCAGAUUGUGGAGGCGUGGAAGUGUCAUGCCCUGCGGAGAGGGGAUGCCGCCCUGGGAGCACUGUGCCGCCGACGGAGGGGGACCCUGCCCCGGGAGCACCACCGCUUUCUGGACCUGCCCUUCAAGUAACUCAAGGCCGUGACUAGAGAGGAAUUCCUGGCCUGCUCAAAACUGCAGCUCCCAACGUGCUCUGAGGUUGGAGCGGGCUUCCGCUCCCAGCAUGCCGCGCCUUCCGGGAGCCGGAAGGCUUGUUCUCGGGUGCCGUGCCCUGUGCGAGACGACCGGCCUAGGGCGGGGCUGUGAGAAGAGUGCUGGUCCAGUGCCUUCUCGCGAUGGCGAAAUCCAAAAGUGAGGGUUUCUUUCACUCCACGGCGGGGCACUCUCGUGCGCAGGUGUACUCUGAUUGCUCCCACGUGUCUAUUAGGUCCAGCCUCCUCUUUAAUAAUAGCUCUUCCUCCUGGAGAUCGUUCCUUGAGUGCCCCACAGACACCUCAGUGCACAAUCGAGCUCUCCGUCUUUCCCCCAGCUCUGUCCCGGUUCUGUUUCUCAUUUCCGUGAACGCCCACGCCGGAAACUUGGACGUCAUCCUUGCCCCAUCCCUCUCCCUCGCACUUGCCUCAGGUCUUUCUACUUCUUAAAAGAUCUUUCCAGAUGUUUCAGUCUUUAGCCUAUCCUGCCUAUCACGUCUUAUAACCCUUCUUGUCUUCACCCCUCAAUCGAUUUCCCACACGCAGUCAGCCCUAUCAGAUUGUCAAGUCGACUUCCCUUAAGUCCCUCAACAUCCCUAAUACACUCGCUGGGCGUUCAAAAUAUUGUGGUUUCUGAGCAUUUAGCAACUCUUCUUUCAUCCCUGCUUUUGCAAAAAUUCUCCCCUGGGAGGUACUCAGGAUUUGCUCCCUUGUUGUUGAGGUUUCCACUUUUCACCUCUUUCAUCUUACAUCUUGUCUUCCUGUGGACCUGAAUCUCCCUGAAGAAAGAUCCCUGAGGCCUGGAGUAGUGCCUUAUUCGUUUUUUUUCAUCAGUCUCAGUCACAUAAUCAGUGUUUGGUAAAUGCUAAGUGAAUGACUUCAUUUCCCUAUUUAUUCCAUAAAGAGUCCUCCUAACUUCCAGCACUGGGGACUAAACCCUGGAGCGCUCUACCACUGAGCUACAUUCUUAACUUUUUUUUUUGAGACAAGGUCUUGCUAAUUUGCCUUGCUGGUCAGGAACUCCCCAACAGUCCUUCUAAUUUUAGAGACUGCUCAGCAGCUGGGACAACAGAUGUAGGCCUUCACACUGGGCAAAAAGUUUUAAAGAAGUUGUAAAACAAGAUAUCAUCAAUCUAUGGGGCUGGGAAUGUGGCUCAAGCGGUAACGUGCUCGCCUGGCCUGCGCGGGGCACUGGGUUCGAUCCUCAGCACUACAUAAAAAUAAAAUAAAGAUGUUGUGUCCACCGAAAACUGAAAAAUAAAUAUUAAAAAAUUAUCUCUCUCUCUCUCUCAAAAAAAAAAAAAAAAAAAGAUAUCAUCAAUCUAAAAUGAGGGCAAUUGACUAUUUAGAAGAAAAUAUUUUAAUAUCUGUCUCAGGGACUUUAUACAAAAAUAUAUUGCAUUGGGCUGGGGAUGUGGCUCAAGUGGUAGCGCGCUUGCCUGGCAUGCGUGCGGCCCGGGUUCGAUCCUCAGCACCACAUACAAACAAAGAUGUUGUGUCCGCCGAAAACUAAAAAAUAAAUAUUAAAAAUUCUCCCUCUCUCUCUCUCUCUCUCUCUCUCUCUCUCUUAAAAAAUAAAAGGGUACUUCCUGCGCUUUCAAACUUUAAAAAAAAUAUAUUGCAUGCCAAUAAAAAUAGUUAUUUGUCACUCUCAAGAUUGAAAAGGUUCGGGUUGUAGUGCACAAGCAUGUAAUCUCUGCAGCUGGGGAGGCUGAAGCAGGAGGAUUGCAAGUUGAGGGCAACCUCAGCAACUUAGCCAGAUCCUGUCAAAAUAAAAAAAGACUAGGGAUGUACAUCAGUGGUAAAACACCCCAGGGUUCAAUCCCUAGUACAAAAAAAAAAAAAAAAUGUUCACCCAGUAAUACUGCUUCAAGCAACAUUGUUUCAGUAGUGGGGGGAAAAAAACCCAACACUUUAUUUUGUGAUACUGGGGAUUGAGCCCAGGGCCUAACACAUGCUAGGCAAGUGCUCUACCCCUGAGCUACAUCACCAGCCCUUUUUGUUUUUUGAAUUUUGAGACAGAGUCUCCCUAAUUUCCCAGGUUAGCCUCAAACUUGUGAUCAACCCUCCUGCUUCAGCCUUUUGAGCAACUAGACAUGCACCACUGCACCUGGAUGGAGAGUGAAAACUGAAAAUUAUAUGUCCAUUAAUAGAUAUCUGGUUAAAUUAACUAUGGUAUAGUCCUACAAUGAUACAAAAGAUUUGCAUGAUCUUUACUGAAAAAAAAGCAUAGUGUGACCAAGUAGAGUAUUAUGCCUUUUGUGAUAGCUUGAUGUGGUGGUACUUGCCUGUAAUCCCAGCAAUUUAGGAGGCUGAGGCUGGAGGAUUUUGAGUUUGAGGGCAGUCUCAGCAACUUAGUAUGGCCCUAAGCAAUCUGGCCAAACACUUUGAGAGCCUGGGAAGAUGUGGCUCAGUGGUUAAGCAUCCUUGGGUUCAAUCCCUGGUAUAAAAAGAAAGAAAGAAAAGAGAAGUGUGGUGCUAGGCACGAUGGCAUAUGCCUGUAAUUCCAGCUGCUCAGAAGGCUGAAGGAGAAUUGUGUCCAGUCUGGACAAUUUAGUGAGAGACAAUCUGUCUAUACCAUGUAGCUCCAUGGUGGUGCUUCCCCAACCCCUGUUCGAUCCUAUAUCCAGCAAAAUAAAAUAUAAAUAAAUAAAUAAAUCUAUUUGUUUCAC